This is a messenger RNA of Perca flavescens (yellow perch), 3159 nucleotides long. RefSeq names its product CDK2 associated cullin domain 1 (gene cacul1). Gene Ontology annotation, molecular function: protein kinase binding; ubiquitin protein ligase binding. Bases 560 to 1612 code for a protein of 350 amino acids. The record is from RefSeq and is a predicted model, not a curated record. Gene Ontology annotation, biological process: G1/S transition of mitotic cell cycle; positive regulation of protein kinase activity; ubiquitin-dependent protein catabolic process. The transcript has 8 exons. Lineage: Eukaryota; Metazoa; Chordata; Actinopteri; Perciformes; Percidae.
CAUUCCACUUUACGGGCCUCUUAAAGGGUGAGAGGGUUUCUUUUUACGAGAAAUAACGACUUGAGUUACAUUUUAAAAAAUAUAAUUCUGAGAAACGUGUCUCUCUAAUAGCAAUACAGUGCAAUUUGUAAGUAUUUAACGUUAGUAGGUUGUCGACGGGGGGUACUGUUUGUGGCUAAACGUUGGCAAUCUGCGCAUGCCUAGUACGGUAAUAAUUGUUUUCUACCUAAUUUACGUGUAAUGUCAUCCUAGUCAAUCUGUUAAAAGUAUGUUCAUUAAUAUUUAGUCUUUAAACACGUGUACACGGUCCAGUUGACUAACGUCACCCUAUGUGAAGCAUAGGAACUUUCUUUAUUCAGCUAAAGUCUUUGGAACUACAUUUCCCUGAUUUCUCUCAGCUGUCCGGUUAUACGACGUGUCGUAAAAUCCAGUUAACAGCAAAAACGAGAUGGACACCACCAAAGACGCCUGACAGUUUUUUUUGACUUUAUCCCUAAUUAGUUAGCUGAAAUGUUUAUGUAGUGGCCCCAGGCUUCAGCUCACAGAAGUGGUUGUGAAAAUGGAAGCCAUGGAAGAUGACAGUUUGGAUAUAAAAGACGACCAUAACCACAACUAUUGUGCGAGCAGCAGCAGCAGCAGUAGUAGUAGUAGUAGUAGUAGUAAAGUCCGCACCUAUCUGAGAAGCCAGUUGUCGGUUGUAACAACUGUCCCGCAACCUGCCGGUCCACCGGUGCCGGGUGGAGAACCGGGGACUCGACGAGGGAAACUGUGGUCCGGCAGCACCGGGGGGUCAAAGUUAAUGGACUCGGAUUCAGGCAGCGAGAGCAGCGAAGUCAGCGAGACUGACUGCACGGCUCCGCCACCCGCUGUUGAGGGAAAUCUCCCCCUCGAUUCUAACGUUACUUCCAAGUUCCUUCUGAAUGCAAUGGCUGUAGAAGACUACCGGAAAAACCACUGGCCAAACCUGGAGAAGGCAAUUGACCGUCUUCUGAUUCAGAAUCCCACGGACCACAUCUCUGUUUCUUAUGCACAGAUAUACAGUUACGUCUACAAGUGUGUUUGUCAGCAGCACUCCGAGCUGCUCUACAAUGAUUUGACAUUAAAAAUAACAAACCACCUGGAACAGGUUUCCACCCAUCUACAAGCCAGACCACCCGAGGACUUCAUUGAGAACUUUAAUGUUGCGCUGACCCAAUACACAGCUUCCCUACAAUGUAUAGUUCCUGUAUUUAUGUACUUGAACAAGUUCUACAUCGAGUCGAAGCUGAACAGAGACCUAAGAGAGGACCUGAUGAAGCUGUUUGCUGAUCACGUCGCAGAAAUACAUGUGAACACACUGAUGCCUCUUCUUAUCAAAGCUCAUUCCAUGCCGUUUCAAGUGCAGCCAUCUACAAUGGCCAGUGUGGUUAAAGGCCUCUACAGCCUCCGUCCAGACUGGGCCCAGUUAGCCCCGGAUCUCUUCUCUGGGUUUAUUCCCCAGAUCAACCCUCCUGCUGUGGAGUCUCUGCUUCCUGACUACGCCGCUCAUGACCAGAAGUUGCAGAUGGAGCUCUCCAUGAACGGCUUCCCACGAGGUGACCAGUCUCGCAAACGGGCCAGCGACGACUCCUGAUAGCAGAGCCGCCGUCACCAGAUUGGUUGCAGAACUAUUUACUGUGCCUCUUACAUCUUUCUCACGAGUUGGCCCACUGCACUAGGUACAAUGUUGACAAUGUGUCAGUUUCAUCUCUCUCGACGCAGUCACAAAUCACUGUGAACAACAAAAGGGUUGUUGAGCAGAGGCUUAAUCUUAAAGCACUAAAAAAAAAAUAAUAAAAAAACACACACAGACUUCCAUUAUGGUGCUUUCCUGUGUGAUUAUGAUGCAUCCAGCUUCAGUAUUUGUGGGAUGCUGCUGUGUGCUCAGAGAUGGGUUUCUUGAUGUUCUCCUCAUUUUGAAGAGUGCCUCCAUGGUGCCUUCUGAUCGGAUAUCCUCAUGACGGAUAGGCUGAUGAUGAGUAUUUCAUUCCUAACCUUUAACAUGGAAGUGUCUUUUUUUUGUAUAGACUGGGCUAAUCGAGACUUUCUAUUGCUGCUAAUAAUACUGUCCGUGUGGUAAUACUACAACUCCCUCAAUUUCACCCACUGUGUCUGUAACCAAGUCACUCAACACAAAUGAGUGUGGAAAGAAAUGAGAACAAGGGCAACUAAGUCAUUGACCUCAACUAUGAUUCCCUUCUUCAUCUUGCCUCUACUGUGUUGGUAAACCGGAUUGUAUUUUCCCGUUACGCCAAAGAGGAUUUGCAAUUUCUUUUUUUUUUUUUUUCUUUUAUAUAAACUGCAUUGGAUUUAGGUUGACCCUGUUAUUGUUGUAUACUCUCUGAGUCACUGAGCCAUUUAAUUAUUCUUUUUUUUUUUUAUACUAGUACGUUUUGAGCUUUAGUUGACCUGUUUGUUAGGCUUGAGUCAAAUUCUACCUUUAAAUAUCCCUUGUCUGUUUUAGCCUUGCAUGUAGGAUUGGCAGGGAUUGCCAUGUAUGACAUUACACUGUUUGCCAGAAAGCUUAAACAACCACAGAAUAGUGUUUGACAAUUUCCUUAUUUCCCUUACUUUUUAGUUUGUUUGACUGCUUCAUGAAUUUUACAGAAAGAAUGAUUACGCCAACAUUGUUUGGCCCCAGUCUGGCGUACUUGUGCAUUAAAUGUUCCUAACAUGCAUAUCCUGAUAAUGAUGUAAAUAACUUUUGGUGUUUGCAUAGGGGUCAGUAUACACUAGCUUUUUUCACAGAUGCAUUUUUGUUAAAAAAAAAAUAUUAUUAUAGUAUUUGAUACAAGUCCUACACUGUUUUAAGUGUAAAUAGAUGCUCAGGCUUGCUUUUUGUUUCACUCUGUGGGUCUUGAAAAUGGUUCCCAUUGUCUUUCCAAUAAACUAAUUUCAUUAUUCAUGGGACACGGAGGUGAUUGUGUUUUUCACUAUUCAAGAUUUGAAAUCUGGGUCUUGAUAAAUGUUCUCUUAAAGUAGGCAUUAUGACAAACCUGAAGAAGAACAAACACUGGAUGUACUAUGUUACUUGCUGAGAUAUCACUCUUUCUCUUACAUCUUGCAAAAAUAUCCAUGUUAAAACAACUAAACAACUGUGAAUAAACUUCCACUUGGCUCAAAUUCUGUUCCAAUAAUCUA